This is a messenger RNA of Erigeron canadensis, 5812 nucleotides long. Its product is annotated as protein RST1. The record is from RefSeq and is a predicted model, not a curated record. Gene Ontology annotation, biological process: regulation of post-transcriptional gene silencing. Lineage: Eukaryota; Viridiplantae; Streptophyta; Magnoliopsida; Asterales; Asteraceae. Bases 1 to 5469 code for a protein of 1822 amino acids. The transcript has 25 exons.
AUGGACUAUCAGGCUCUCCUAGAGCGCACUCGAUUACCACAACCAUCACUCCAAAAACUCGCAGUUAUCUCCAUUUUCCAGAACCUCCGAUCAUCUUCUCUAUCCGGUCCCGAUUUCGAUCGAGCCGUAAACGCCGUUGCGCAAUGUUUAAACUCAAAUUCACCGGCGGUUAUCGAUCAAUCGGUUCGAGAGGUUUGUUUACUUGUAAAAGAUUCCAAAUUGGAUGUUAGUAGAGGCUUAUUGGAACUUCAGUCGGCUUUAGAAGGCACUCAUUCUCGGUUUGUGAAUGUUUUUGUUAAAGCGAUAGGGUUUAUUGUUCAGUUAGGGUUUCGAAAUGAUGUCCAGGGGUUUAGGUUUCCGUCGGCCGAAGCUCAUCCUUUUGUUAAGGUACUUUCUUGCCGAAAAGAGGUUCAUUCUGAGCUCGUGCGACAGGUUCUUGCAUUUAUUAUGCAGAAUCGCCAUUUGGGAAUGGAUGGCGUAUGUGAAUUUUUGAGACCAUUUUUAAACUUUUUGGUUUUACAAAUGUCAUCUUCAGCUAUAGUGUCUUUCUUGGCUAAAAACCUUUUAUCCUCGAUUGCAUCAUUGUGUUGUUCAUUUCCUGAAGAUGCACUUCCUGUUUUCAAGCUGUUGAUGAGAUGCUUUAAGCAUAUGCAUCGUGAUAGUGCAGAAAAUGUGGCUCGUGUUUCUCAUCUCAUGGAGACUACCGUUGACGCAUUUGUUGCGGUUUUGAGCCACUUGGCUGGUGAUGAUAUGCUGAUUCAUGAAGCACAAUUAUGCGGAGCAGAACUUUUAGAGCUGGUCUUUUCACUGUGCAGAGAUAUUCAUAAAUUUUCUGGUGGAGAAGAGUGCAUCUUUGACAUGUCAAGGCGCUUAAUAGUUGUGCAGUCAGAGCUUGGUUUAGAAUUUAUACCUGAAGUAUCUACUGUGAUUUUGUCAUUGUUUGUUAGCCUGAUUCAGUCAGACAUAGAGCACAUACAGUUAUCAAUAUUAAAAUUGGUUCUCGCUCUUAUACAAUGGAAAAGUGUAAAUGAGACCAUCAUUGAUGUGCAUGAAGAGAUUUUAUUUGUUUUUCCCACUAUCAACCUCAUGUCAUCUCCUUCCAGAUAUGUUAAAGAAGCAGCAUCGGAGUUGCUUGUUAUCUUAAGAAAGCUCUCUGUGGGUCUCUUGGUUUCUCCCAUAAAUGAAUUGCUCGUGGAAGAGAGAUUUCCACGUAUCAGUAGACUAGAAGACAUUAUAUCCAGGGUCUUCCGUCAUUUGUGGUCUCAGGAUCAAACUUCUUUUUAUCUACAUUGGAUAUAUGAUAAAAUUGUUGAAGAACAAAAUUUCCAGAGAAGUUGGACAGCCUCAAUAAUGGAGUAUUGUCAAAAGAUGGUUGAAGCUCAAAAAUCAUCUCUUUCCAAGUCUCAGUCACAGGAGAUAUCUCUAUGUGAAAUUCCACCAUUAAUUGUUGCAAUUGCCAGUGUUCUUAUUGUACAUCCUACGUUGGGGAACUCUGCGGCGGAUCUCCUAGCUGUUACUGUCAGUAUGGAUCCCAAACUUGGCGUUCCAUUGUUUCUAGUAAUUAUAUUUUACCAAAACAUAUUCUGUGGAAAAGGUGAAGAAAUGAAUUUCCAUGAUAUAUUACUAAAACUUCUUAAAGUGCUACCCAACCUUGUGUCACAUUCUGCAAUGAUACCACUGGUAGUCCAGAUCAUCUUACCAAUGCUUCAGAAGGAUGCAAAUCCAGUGUUAUAUGCUAUGGCUUUGCGUCUGCUUUGUAAGACCUGGGAGAUCAAUGACCGCAUUUUUGCGAGUUUGCAGGGUUUAUUACUUCCGGAAGCAUUCACCCAGUUCAAAUGUGAGAGAAGUAUUUGUAUAAGUAUGGCUGUUACCAUUCGAGAUGUUUGUCAAAAAAAUCCUGACAGGGGUGUAGACAUUAUCUUGUCUGUUGAGGCAUGCAUUGAGAGCACGGAUGUUAUAAUUCAAGCUUUUGGUGUUCAAAGCCUCUCCCUUCUUUGUGAAGCUGAUGUAAUUGACUUUUAUACUGCCUGGAGUGUUAUAGCGAAGUAUGCCCUGAGAUACUCCAACGAUCCAGUUGUUGUAAAUAGCAUAUGUCUGCUGUUAAAAUGGGGUGCAAUGGACGUUGAAUCAUAUCCAGAAAAUGCAACGAGCAUUUUGCAGAUACUAUGGAAAGUUGCCACGUCAAAAUAUCCAUUUCGUGCCUCUUCAUGGGCAAAUGCUAGAGCAUCUGCUUUUGAGGCAUUAAUCCAGUAUGAGGUACCUCAUAUCCUACAAUUCAUUCCAGAUUUCAGGGAAAAGAACAUAGAGGUGCUUGUUUCUGAGACUGACCCCAAAGUUCUCGAGGCAUUGGAGAUAUUUGAAGCAAAGAUGAUAACUCACGAACACAUAACUAGGCGAAGAGUAUUAAAGGAGAAAAGGAUGCCUGCCAACAAGAUUGAGAAAUUACUAGAUGUCUUUCCUCGGGCUAUUGGUCUUUCAGGAAUUAACAGUAAAGAAAGGAAAGUACCAGGUGCAGCUUUAUUUCACCUUUCUUUCAGUGCGGAAGAUGAAAAUAAUAAAGGAGGGUCAAAGGUUUUGCACGACUUACAUGCCAAAUACGAGAUGGCUUUAGUCGAGAUAGCUGCAUCACUACAGCUCUCAAGGAAUAUGAUAGUAGCACUUCUUUCACUGCAAUCCUGGAAACCUUUCCUGCAACAUUGGCUGCACGCUUGCAUAAAGCUGCUGGAUAUUAAAGCACCCACCAGUGUUUUGGAUACGACUUCCAAAGCAGCUGAUGAUAUUCUCAAGUGUAUGAAACAAAGGGCUGAGAAAUCUAUUCCUAGAUCUGCUGAAAAUAUUGGGCUAGCUGUGGGUGCACUUUGUCUGGUCCUUCCUCCAUCCGAUCAUGCUACAAAAGUCAGUGCCUCAAAAUUUCUUCUGAGUUGGUUAUUUCAGCAUGAACAUGAAUAUCGCCAAUGGUCGGCUGCAAUUUCUCUUGGAGUCAUCUCAAGUUGCUUACAUGUGACUGAUCACAAACAAAAAUUCCAAAACAUCAAUGCACUUCUUGAGGUUGCAUGUACCAGCAAAAGCACACUCGUAAGAGGGGCUUGUGGAUUGGCUUUAGGUUAUUCAUGUCAGGAUCUUCUUACACAUUUUCAAGCCGGAGCUAAUUCCCAUCGGGACAAAGAACUUCACGAGUUCCAGGAAAGUGACUUACUUGGAAAGAUUAUUAGGACCAUAUGUCGGUUAAUAGAUCAACACACUCUAUCUUCAACUACAACUCUCGAAGCCCUAUCUGAAUACUUCCCACAACUACCAAAUACUACUGAUCCAGACAUUACUUCAAGUUUUUUAAAUAAAAGUUCUGAUAAUAUAGAAGAAGAUAUAUGGGGUGUUGCAGGACUUGUCAUUGGUUUAGGAAGUUCUGUUACUGCAGUAUACAGAUCUGGAUAUACAGAUGCUGUUAAGAAAAUACAAAAUUUGAUUAUAUCAUGGAUUCCUCAUGAAAAUCCAUUGGAGCCAAUUCUAUCCUUGGGAGCUUGUCUUGCGAUUCCAAUUGUAGUGUCUUUUACCCAGAAGGUAGAACUAAUUGACAAUGUUAAGCUGAAUUACCUUGUGGGUGGCUAUAAAGAGCUAAUCAGCGAAUUAUUAUCUACAAAAAGUUCCGUGCCUUUUCGCCAGAAUUUGUUGAUGGCAUCUUGUGUCGGGGCAGGAAGUUAUCUUGGAUGCAUCUUGAAUGAAGGGGUCCAUUCAUUGGAUGCCAAGUGUGUAAAAGAAUUACUAGAUAUGUUCAAAGAGAUCUAUUCUUAUCCUCAACCUCCUCUUGUGCAUUUAGGUGCAAUGCUUGGAGUUAUAAAUGCAUUAGGAGCAGGGGCUGGGACCAUGUUUCUGCGCUGUCCCCUUCCCUUUUCUCGAUCUGGUCCCGAACAGAAGGAAUCCUCUUAUAUUUGUGGUCCUUUAUUCUCAAAUGCUGAUAUGGAGCUUCGUUUGACGUCUUUGAUACAAGAUAUCUUUCUUGUUGCUCAACAUUCUGAUGACCACCAACUGCAACACUUUGCAGCUUGGGCAGUUUCAUUUCUUAGACAUUACAUCUGGUCCAGUGAUCUUCACAAAGUGGACGGUGCAAAACCAAAUUCUGCAUCCCAAAGUUUCCCCAAUGAUAACGUAGUCAUGAAACUCAGCAUAUGGCUAAUGAACCUAAAUUACUCUGGGGCUGUUACCAGUCCACACAUCAGUACAGUUGCCACUGUUUUGCGAUGCCUUACUAAUGCUCCAAGGCUCCCACAGCUCGAUUGGGGGCCAAUCAUUAGAAGGUGCAUGAGAUAUGAGGAUGCUGAUAUAUUACAAGGAGAUCCUGCUUUUAAGAGAGGAAAACUGAGGGAAGCCUGUUUAGUGUUCUCUUUGGUUCAUGGCAGCAAUUUUAAUGCUUUGCUCACCUUCCUUGAUGAGCUCUUUGACCUCUCGAGGUUUAAGAUGCUUCAAAUGAAUUUGCAGUUGUGCAUACUUUCUCAUAUGCCCCAUACAUUAAAGAUAUUUUCAGGAUCUAGGCUUGAAAAGCUAUUUAGUGAUCUUACCACCUUUAUACAGUCACCAUCUUCAUCUGAUCACAUUUAUAAUCCAGAGCAGAAAAGCCUGCUAAGAAUUUCAUGCUGGAAGGGUGUUCAUCUGUGUUUUGAGGAAGCCUCUCUUGUGUCUGAGGAUCUUUUGCCUAGCCUUGAGAAUUUUAUGGAGGUUCUCUUUUCUCUAUUGCCAAAAGGUUCAAGGUUAAGGUCUUUAGAGUUGAGUUAUGAAGGGGAGGAGUGGUCCAAGGCAGUAAGAUGUCUUGGGAAGGCUCGUCAUGUAUGGUUAUCACAUUGUCUACAGAUUGAGGAGAUGAGUUUCAGUCAGGAAAGCCAUCUUAAUUCUGAAACAAAGAAAAAGAUGAUUGCUAAAGCGAGGCUGGUGGAGAUUGGAUCCAUUCCAUUGAAUGAGCUGUCACAACUGAAACCUUACAUAUUGAACACCAGAUCUGAUGCUAUAUGGGAAGUUCUGGUGGAAGUUGUGAUGGCUUUGCAGCAUGUUGAAGGAAGUAUUAAACGGCCAUGGCUUGUUGAUGCAGCAGAAAUUAGCUGUGUCACAAGUUACCCUACAACAGCUAUACAGUUUAUUGGUUUGCUGUGUGGUAGCAUGUCCAAGUAUAUGCCUCUUCUGACUGUGAACCCUCGUACUGUGUUGAGUGACCUGCCUGUAACCCUUACUUCCCUACUACUCGAUAACAGUCCCUGGGGGAUAGUAGCUGAAUCAGUGGCUUCAAUUAUGUGGACUUCAACUAAGCGUAUUUAUAGCUGGGUAUCCAAUGAAGCAGACUUUUCAACCCAACAAUCUAUUGAUGAACCCGACAGAGAGAGGGGUGUGUUUCUGUUAAAAGUGAUGCAUCAGACUUGUGUUGCUUUACAAGAUCAUCUGUCUCCUGAGCAGCAGUUAAUGCUUGCUAACAUGACCAUCCCCUGAACUUGUUCUGCCAGAUCAAGGCUCAUACAUCAUUGAUCCAUGGUCGUUUCCGAUAGAAGAUUUGGCAUAUUUGUGGGCUCUGUUCCGAUCAAAACAAUGCCUUUGAUGGUCGCGCCUAAAUUAGUUGUAUUCACCAUAUAUUCCCAGCUAAUUACACGAGUCAUUAGUUGUAAUAACCCUCUUUCCUUUUUUUAGAGGGCACGCCAAUAGUGUAUAAUGAAAGCAUAUUUUGUAAGUUAGUUUAACAGAAAUAUCUUCAUUACGUGUAGCAUUGAAUACAAGUACUUGUACGUUAUAGUUGAAUCAAUAUUCAUUUUUAUCAAAUUUAACUCUUGGCUUGUUA